Molecule: messenger RNA, 2931 nt
Organism: Elephantulus edwardii (Cape elephant shrew)
Lineage: Eukaryota; Metazoa; Chordata; Mammalia; Macroscelidea; Macroscelididae
Gene: GMIP
Product: GEM interacting protein
Exons: 21
Coding region: 1-2931 (976 amino acids)
Biological process (GO): negative regulation of GTPase activity; signal transduction; activation of GTPase activity
Cellular component (GO): plasma membrane
Molecular function (GO): GTPase activator activity
Source: RefSeq, a predicted model, not a curated record
AUGGACACAGCAGAGCCGGGGUUACCCCCGGCUCCUGAGGGCAGGAAGAGGUAUAGUGACAUCUUCCGGAGCCUGGACAACCUCGAGAUCUCACUGGGGAACGUGAGCCUUGAGAUGCCAGCUGGAGACCCCGUGCUUUCAGAAGACCCUGAGCCAGACAAGGCUCCCACAGCCACUGUGACCAAUGAGACCAGUUGUUGGACUAACCCCUCCACAGAGAGUCCUGCACCCCUCACAGGGGAGGAACUGGACUUGCGACUGGUUCGGACCAAGGGAGGCGUGGAUGCAGCCCUGGAGUAUGCCAAAACCUGGAGCCGCUAUGCCAAGGAGCUGCUGGCCUGGACUGAGAAGAGAGCCAACUAUGAACUGGAGUUUGCCAAAAGCAUCAUGAAGAUUGCAGACGCCGGCAAGGGGUCCAUCCACCAGCAGAGCCACAUGCCACUGCAGUACAUCUACACGCUGUUUCUGGAACAUGACCUUGCACUCGGGGUUCUGGCACAGGAGACAGUAGCCCAGCAGAGGAGGGACUACUACCAGCCCCUGGCAGCCAAACGAACUGAGAUUGAAAAGUGGCGGAAGGAGUUCAAGGAGCAGUGGAUCAAGGAGCAGAAGCGAAUGAAUGAGGCUGUGCAGGCUCUACGACGGGCCCAGGUCCAGUAUGUCCAGCGCAGCGAGGACCUGCAAGCCCGCUCCCAGGGAUCCCCGGAGGACCUGGCUCCCCAGGCUUCUCUAGGGCCCAGCAAGCAGCAGGAGCGGCGGCGGCGUUCGCGGGAGGAGGCCCAAGCCAAGGUGCAGGAGGCCGAGAUGCUGUACCAGGCCUGUGUCCGCGAGGCCAACGCGAGGCAGCAGGACCUAGAGGCCACCAAGCAGCGAAUCGUGUCACAUGUGCGCAAGCUGGUGCUGCAGGGCGAUGAAGUGCUCAAAAGGGUAACCCUGGGCCUGUUUGGGCUACGUGGUGCACAGGCCGAGCGUGCCCCCCGUGCCUUCGCAGCCCUGGCCGAGUGCUGCAGCCCCUUCGAGCCCGGCCAGCGCUACCAGGAGUUUGUGCGGGCAAUGCGACCAGAAGCUCCCGCGCCCCCACCACCCACCUUCUCGUUCCAAGAGUUUGUGCAAACAGCUCACAGCUCCCCUGUGGACACUAGAAAGAAGUUAUCGGGCCCCCUGCCUCCACGGCUGGAUGAGGGUGCAACUGAGUCAGGGUCCUGGGAGGACCCUGGUCCCCGCUGGCAGGGGACCCCAGUCCCGACCCCGGGCAGUGAUGUGGAGAGCAUCGGGGGAGCCAGCGAGUCCCGAUCCCUGGAUUCGCCUACUUCCAGCCCAGGCUCAAGGCGGCUUAUGAAGGCCCCGUCCACAGGCACUGAGUCCUCAGAUGACUUUGAGGAUAAAGACCCUGACCUGGGAGAUGGACUGGAGAAUGGGACGGCUAGUCCCUUCAGGAAGUGGACACUGUCCACCGCGGCACAGACCCACCGGCUUCGGCGACUCCGGGGGCCAGCCAAGUGCCGAGAAUGUGAGGCCUUCAUGGUCAGCGGCACUGAGUGUGAAGAGUGCUUUCUGACCUGCCAUAAGCGCUGCCUUGAGACCCUGCUGAUCCUGUGUGGACACAGGCGGCUCCCUGCACGGACCCCCCUCUUUGGGGUUGACUUUCUGCAGCUGCCCAGGGACUUUCCAGAAGAAGUGCCCUUCGUGGUGACCAGGUGUACGGCUGAGAUAGAACACCGUGCCCUGGGUGUGCAGGGUAUUUACCGAGUGAGCGGGUCCCGAGUCCGUGUGGAACGAUUGUGCCAGGCCUUCGAGAACGGCCGGGCAUUAGUGGAGCUGUCGGGGAACUCGCCUCAUGAUGUCUCGAGUGUUCUCAAGCGGUUUCUUCAAGAGCUCACCGACCCCGUGGUCCCCUUCCACCUCUACGAUGCCUUCAUCUCUCUGGCCAAGACCCUGCAUGCAGACCCUGGGGGCAUCCCUGGGACCCCCAGUCCCAGCCUCGAGGUCAUCCGCUCCAUCAAGACCCUCUUGGCGCAGCUGCCCGACUCUAACUACAACACCCUGCGACACCUGGUGGCCCAUCUGUUCAGGGUGGCUGCACAGUUUGAGGAAAACAAGAUGUCUGCAAACAACCUGGGCAUUGUGUUUGGGCCAACACUACUGCGCCCACCUGGCUGUCCAGGGACAUCUGGUCCUGGCCCCGUCGCCUGCCUGCUGGACUCAGGGUAUCAGGCCCAGCUGGUUGAGUUUCUCAUCGUGUACUAUGAGCAGAUCUUUGGGAUGGACGAGCUGCCCCUGGCCACAGAGUCAUCAUUCCAAAACCCCACCUCAGCGCCCGGAGCUUGCACAACAAGCCCCCAGCCAGCACCCUCACACCUCAUCUCAGAUGCCAGGUCACCAGCCCAGGCCUCAGACCCAGACCCAGGCCCUGAGCUCCACUAUGUCCUGGAGAAGUGUCCUGAAGCCGUGCCUACUGAGAGUCCAGCCCUGCAGGUUGACCAGGGAGAGGAAGUGGACACAGACACCAGAGAUGGGGCAAGUGAAGCAUCCGGCCGAGGCCCCGAGGACUCACUCCUGGGAACACAGCCCCGUGGCCACUUCAGCCGCCAGCCUGUGAAGUAUCCUCGGGGUGGGGUGCGGCCUGUCACCUACCAGCUAUCGAGCUUGGCCCUGGUGGCUUCCAAGCUGUGUGAGGAGACCCCUGUCACCUCAGUGUCCCGUGGGAGCUUGCGGGGACGAGGGUCUGGCCCUGCCGCUGCCUCCCCAGAGGGCAGCCCCUUGCGCCGCACCCCACUGCCCAAGCACUUUGAGAUCACCCAGGAGACGGCCCGGCUACUCUCUAAGCUGCACAGUGAGGCUGUACCCAGAACCACUUGCUGCACGGACCACCAGCCUGAGGCCACCUGCUUUGGAGACCCCCAACCUGAGGAAGUGGAGGAGCAUCUUUAA